UGUCAAGUAUAUUCCCUCCUGCGAAUGUUGCCUCUAUUGCCUCCCGUCAUAUCGCCGCCCACUGCAUUCACACUAGUAUAGGAGAUCCUCAAAAUGGGCAGUCUUUACAACACGCCUCACCACCAGCAAGUCUGCUGGUCAGUGACCGAUUCAGAGGGGCAGCAGAUACGAGCAAUCGAAGCCAGCGAGAAGGAUCGAAGCAAUGAAGCUGAAACCUAUCACAAAGUCAUCUCGUUAUUGCAUCAGCCUGGGUAUGACCCCAAGAACGAGACGCUUUCGCCCCAUCCCAUCUUGACCGAUAAGGGUUUCAUUACGGGUCUGGAAUAUUUCCACGACACGCUCGUGAGAGCCGUCGUGAACAUCGUCGACCGAUGGUGGAUCGAUACCGAUGCCAACUUCCCGGCUCGAAUGCCUUUGGAAGCUUCCGUAGAGGCGGCGCUCCAGUGGAUAGACGAGCAAAGCCGAAACCAGACAAUCCCAGCAUUCCAAGACCGCCUCGGCAACUGGAGGCCGGAUUUCCUAGUUACUGCAAACGACAGCGCCACGGGCCUUGGAUUUCAGAUCUGCGAGAUCAACAGCCGCACGCCCGACAACCUAGUAAUCUGCAGCGCAUACAAGCAUCUCAAAAUGCGAAAACUAAUGGGAUCCCACUCAGCCAUCCAGCCUGUCGGAGACUUGGACGAUUGGGUGAAUGGCUUGCUUGGUCUCUUCCGUGCAGACCUACCGAUUCAUAUCAUCCGAGGGAGAGACCAACUCGAUCGACAGGAAUUCGUGCGGCUGGUGGAACAGAGAACAGGGAUGUGUCCACGAUAUGUGAGCGUCGACGAUCUGGAGUUGAAGCCUGGUUCGUCUUCCGUGACAGGCUACUCCCUUUAUUGCAGACAUACGGAGCAAGACCAGAACCCGUCCGAAAAGAUCGAUCAGGUGGUCUUGACGCUUUUUCCGGACGAGUUCAGCUCGCUGUCGCAGGACAUGCUUCGGCAAUUGGCGACGCUAGCCGUGAACGAUCUGCGGAUAUCCUUACUCGUAAAUGACCAGCGAUUCCUAGGCAUUAUCCUGCAGGAGCUCGAACCUCUAACCAGCAAACACGGCAUUCUGACCCCAGACCAAGCCCAUACUCUGCAACAAGGCAUAGUACCCACCCUCUUGCCCGGAUCUCCGGAACUCAAGAGCUGGAUCCAAAGCCACCACCAAGCCAGGACCAGCAAGGACGACUAUAUUUUAAAAGCAGCUCGCCAAAGCCGCGGCAGAGGCCACUUGCUGGGAGCCGAUCUCUCGGAACAAGAAUGGGCGGCUGUCAUGCUGGAAAUGCAAGACGCGAGCAUUCGCCCGGGCGUUACGUCCUACGUCCUACAGCCGUUUGUACGACAAGUCGAGUUCGAUCUAAUUGGGGACGAAGACAAAAUGGCCAAUGGGAGUUUGAUGGUCGGAUGUUACUAUACAACUAAUGGGCGGUUCCUGGGUCUUGGGCCGUGGCGUUCAAGCACGGGGAAGAUCUGUAAUGUCUACGGUGGAGGGACAUGCGUGAUUUUGUAUUCUGUUACUCAGGGAGAUGGGGUGGGUAGGUAG
Messenger RNA from Aspergillus steynii IBT 23096, 1569 nucleotides. RefSeq lists its product as uncharacterized. NCBI's taxonomy places the organism in Eukaryota, Fungi, Ascomycota, Eurotiomycetes, Eurotiales, Aspergillaceae. The transcript has 2 exons. The coding region runs from base 94 to 1569 and encodes 491 amino acids. The record is from RefSeq and is a predicted model, not a curated record.